CGUCGAUAGCUCCCGUCUCGAUCGGCUGGCUGUGCUCAGUGUCACCGCGAUUCGCUCACAUUUUCAGCUUAACAGUGUGGCUGUUCUCGUGUGGUCGGAUGGCGCGGUGACGCUUUGUGUGAAAAGAUUGUAAGACUCCUAUUGUCGCCAUUGUAGUUUGGUAGUCGGUCGUCCGCUGCAGACGCGCACCUCAGCACCAUGUCUGAGCGGCGCUGGACGUCUGGCGGCGCCAGUCCGGCCGUCAGUGGACGAGCUCACAUCUUCCGGGAGACCCUGGCGGUCACCGCCCGCGUCAGGUCGUCACAGGGUGUGGCGACCUCGGAGGACGGCACCGCUCGGUCCUCAGCCCUUCCCUCGGUGAAGCUGAACCGCAGCUCGGCGCCGUGGUCCAGCCGCAGACUCAGCGCCAACAUGGAGCGGCUGAGGGCCAAGUUCGGCGGCUCGUCCGACUCGCAGACCCCCGGUCAGCCUGCCUGGUCCGACCGAGAGCGGGAGGAUGGGCCUCCCGUCACCCACGAGGAGCCCAGACCGGAUGUGCUGCCCCGCUACGAGCGGCACGGAAAGCCGGCGGGAGGAGAGACGAGACCGGAUGUGCGCUUGGACCGUGAACUUGAGAUGAGAGGAACGGAAGACGUGCAUUGUUACAGUGAGUCGGUGACUGCUCGCAGUCACCUAAACAGUAACAGCAGUCGAGCUGGUGAGGCGACAGUCCGAAUGGUUAUGCCGCCGGUAGAGGUCCUUAUCUCUGGGAGAACCACUUCGACCGUGGAAUCUACUAAGUCACCAGAGCAGUCGCGCCGGAAUGAGUGCCGUGAAUCGGGAGACGAUGUCCCGGCAGAGAGUCAUGUCUCGCGAUCAGAACUUCCACUAGUUGAAGCUCAUGUCUCUGGGGAAGAGCCUUCUCCCAUAAACUCCCGUGUCAGUUCUGGAGUUUCGGAGUCCUCCGCCGGUCUUGCCGCGUUGGAGCUGGAGGUGGUGCCCCGUUCGGCGAGCGGUCGUCGUUUGGAGUCUGGUCGGGAGAGGAGACAGACCCGGGGACGGCUGGAGGCGCCGCGUCCCUGUCGAGUGCGGAUGUCACGAGCCCACCGCGCCGCCCAGGCUGUGCCGAUGAACGAGCGCGGCUCGGGUCUGCGGCCGCGCGGCACGGUCCAAGACUUUGACAAGCUGCGCCGCGAGUGUCUCCGCUCCGGUCAGCUGUUCGAGGACCCCGAGUUCGCCGCCGAGGACUGCUCUAUCUUCUUCUCCAAGUCACCGCCGAGACCGUUCGACUGGCUCCGACCCAGCGAGAUAGUCAGCAACCCUCAGUUCAUCUCCAGAGACGCCUCCCGGUUCGACGUACAACAGGGAGAACUGGGUGACUGCUGGCUGCUGGCCGCCGUCGCCAACCUCACCCUCAACAAGGACCUGUUCGCCCAGAUCGUGCCCGACAACCAGAACUUCGAAGACGAAUACGCUGGCAUCUUCCACUUCCGGUUCUGGCAGUACGGCCGGUGGGUGGACGUUGUCGUCGAUGACCGCCUGCCCACCUACAACGGCCAGCUGGUGUUUAUGCACUCCGAGGAUAACAACGAGUUCUGGUCGGCACUCCUCGAGAAGGCCUACGCCAAACUGCACGGCUCGUACGAGUCGCUGAAGGGCGGCACCACCUGCGAGGCCAUGGAGGACUUCAGCGGCGGCGUCACCGAGAUGUACGACAUCGACAAGGCGCCCGACAACCUGUUCCAGAUCCUCCUCAAGGCCGACGAGCGCAAGUCGCUCAUGGGAUGCUCUAUCGAGCCGGACCCGAACGUGCUGGAGGCGGAGCUCUCCAACGGCCUGAUCCGCGGCCACGCCUACUCCAUCACCAAGGUCUGCCUGGCCGACAUCGAGACGCCGCGCGUCAGCGGCCAGAUUCCCAUGGUGCGCGUGCGCAACCCGUGGGGCAACGAGGCAGAGUGGAAGGGCGCCUUCUCCGACUCGUCUCCAGAGUGGCAGUACAUCCCUGAGGAGUCCCGGCAGGAGAUCGGCCUGACCUUUGACGCCGACGGAGAGUUCUGGAUGACCUACAAAGACUUCAUCGGUAACUUCCAGCGUCUGGAAAUCUGCAACCUGAGCCCGGACAGUCUCGAAGAAGAUGACGAGGAGAACAAGACGAAGCGCUGGGAGAUGUCGGUGUUCGAGGGCGCCUGGGUGCGCGGCGCCACCGCCGGCGGCUGCCGAAACUACAUCAGUACGUUCUCGUACAACCCUCAGUACGUCAUCAACCUGGCCGACCCGGAUGAGGACGAUGACGAGGAAAAGUGUACAGUCAUCGUGGCGCUGAUGCAGAAGAACCGGCGCGCCCAGCGCAAACUGGGACUCGACUGCCUCACCAUCGGCUUCGCCAUCUAUCACGUGCCGGACCCGGAGAGCUCCCCUGUACCACUGGACACCAGCUAUUUCCGGUACAACUCAUCCGUGGCGCGCGCACCGAGCUUCAUCAACCUGCGCGAGGUGUCGUGCCGCUUCAAACUGCCGCCGGGCAGCUACUGCAUCGUGCCGAGCACCUUCGAGCCGAACGAAGAAGGCGAGUUCAUCAUACGCGUCUUCUCCGAGAAGAAGAACAACAUGGAGGAGAACGACCAGGAGGUCGGCCCCGGCAGCGUCGACGACUCGAUUGCGUCUGGACUGGGCAUUCGGGACGGCGGUCCCGGCGGUGUGAAGCCGCAGCUGGAGGAGGAGUCCGAGUACGAUCAGAUGGUCCGCGAGUUCUUCAACAAGAUCGCCGGCGACGACCUGGAGAUCGACUGGAUGGAGCUUAAACAGGUGCUCGACUACGCGCUCAAAAAAGAGUUCGAGUUUGAGGGCUUCAGCAAGGACACUGCCCGCUCGAUGAUCGCUCUGAUGGACGUCGACAACUCGGGCAAACUCGGUCUGGAGGAGUUCAAAACUCUGUGGAGCAGCAUCCGCAUCUGGAAGACAGUGUUCAAGCAGCACGACGCUGACGGCACGGGCCUGCUGAGCGCCUUCGAACUGCGCUCGGCGCUCAACGAGGCCGGCUACCGGGUCAACAACAACCUGCUCAACUCGCUGAUGCACAGAUACGGCGACAAGGAUGGCAACGUGGCCUUCGACGACUUCAUGGCCUGCGCAGUGAAACUGAAGACCUGCAUGGAGAUCUUCCGUGACCGUGACCCGGAGAAGACGAACCAGGCCAUCUUCUCGCUGGAGGACUGGAUCGAGUACAACAUGUACUCGUAGACUGGCCGUGGCCGAGCAGUCUCCAGUGGUAUGGUGGGACAUCUGGGCCAGCCAGCGCCGGGGCCCAGCCUGCGGACACCAGUGACAGUCCGACAGCCGUCCGAGCGAGCACAGCCCGCACCACCACGGCGCGCGGCCGCUGGCGCCGACGCACCCACCGAGACGUGGGCACUAAGACCUCGAGGUCCGAGCGGGAGCCUUCGUGCGCGCUGCGGUCUGAGCCGGACUCUCGCAGAGCUGGGGAUCAAAGCCGGGUGCCGCCGGUCGCUGCCGGCCGAUCCCCAAAGGUGCGCCACAAACGGAUAAAGACUCAGAGAACUGUGCGUGUGCUCGAGUGUGUGAGUGAGUGGUACUAACUGAUACUGGUCACAGACGACGAGUCGGUGUAAAAGUCCCGCCGCUGACUGUCGCGCAGUGGCGGAGAGCGUUCUGCUUGCAACACUUCUUCUCUGAACUAUGUGCUCGGCACCGUCCUCUCGGUCUCUCCUGUCGAGUCGAGCGCGCCUCCAGUUCAGUCGGGCGCGCUAAUGUGUCGUCAAUGCCAGGGCGUCGAUAGAGAGGUCCGGGCCGCCUUCUACAAGGUCACCGUACCGUGCUUUGGUGUAUUUCGACUCGUGUUGGUCGAGGCCGACGUGUAUUUCGAGUCGGUGACUGCAGCUGCUGAAUCGGGUGAACAGCUCUUUCUGCGAUCGCAGUGCCUGCCUGCUGUACCUCGCUUGUUUUUGGUCUUGUGCGCGAAGGAAGCUGUUAUGUUAGGUCAGAUUCGCCUUAGCUCUAAAUAUAUUUUGAAUCUGGUCA
Messenger RNA from Amphibalanus amphitrite, 4017 nucleotides. Its product is annotated as calpain-B-like. The transcript has 16 exons. NCBI's taxonomy places the organism in Eukaryota, Metazoa, Arthropoda, Thecostraca, Balanomorpha, Balanidae. The record is from RefSeq and is a predicted model, not a curated record. Gene Ontology annotation, molecular function: calcium ion binding; calcium-dependent cysteine-type endopeptidase activity. Bases 199 to 3219 code for a protein of 1006 amino acids. Gene Ontology annotation, biological process: proteolysis. Gene Ontology annotation, cellular component: cytoplasm.